CCUAACAGAGUGGGUAUCUACUCAUACUACGCCCCCACUUACCUCUCUUUCUACUUCGUCUUGUUGCAGUUCGGGCACGAUGUCAGGAUCGACCCUGUUCGACGACAUCGACGACGCCGAGGAAGUCUUUGGUACAAAACAGGAAAAACCGAAAGAGAAAGAGAAGACCAUAUUUGACAACCUAGACGACGACACGGACGACUUUCUUACUCAAUCCGAGGUUGUACCGGAAGAAGCACAUGUGACAGCGAACGGAACAGAGGAAGACGAAAACGAUUCGACGAUGGCUCGACCUGCCGCUAGUAGUGAACGUGAAGCGGAAAUUGAGGCUUUGGAGGACCAGUUGUAUGAUAAGUCUAAGACUUAUGAAGAACGCCAGCAAAUUCGAUCUCAACUUAGGAAGCUGAAAUCGGGUAAAAAACAUGAUCCUCGUAGCAAAAGUGGGGCCAAGUCUGCUCCAGUCGCUGAUAAGCGUUCUGCCUCAUCACCACGUAGCUCACCUGUUGCGGCUGCAAGACGCAAGCUGCCUGAUGCUCCGAAGGCAUCGCCUUUGACAGAGAAAAAGAAGAAACCUAAAAAACCUCUACCUAAACCAUUGUUUUCAGACAAAGAUGAAGGUGAUGAACUUUUUGGUGGUAAGAAAUCAGCAAAGAAGAAGCAAGAAGAGGAGGCAAAACAAGAGGAGAAGGCAAGGCAGGAGGAGCAAUUGAGGCAAGAGGAGCAGGCCAGACAAGAGGAACAGGCAAGACAAGAGGAACAGGCAAGACAAGAGGAACAGGCAAGACAAGAGGAACAGGCAAGACAAGAGGAGCAGGCAAGACAAGAGGAGCAGGCAAGGAAAGAGGAACAGGAAAGACAAGAGGAACAGGCAAAGCAAGAGGAGCAGGAAAGGCAAGAGGAACAGGCAAGGCUGGAAGAGCAGGCAAGGCUGGAGGAACAGGAGAGGCAAGAGGAGCAGGCAAGGCUGGAGGAACAGGCAAGGAAAGAGAAACAGAUUGAGCGUGAAGAUGAGUCACAAAAAAUUGAAGCUGCUGAGCAUGUUGUCGAAGCCGCUGUUGAAGAAGAGGCAGCCAUACCUGAGGAAACGGCAGUUACUGAUAAGGCAGAACACCAAGAAGAGGAACAUAUUUCAAAUGAAAACAUAGAGGAAGGCUACGAGAUCAUUGACGUUGUAGAAGAAAUUGAUGAUCCUACAUUGGCAACAAACGAGGCAUCUCAUCAGGUAGAAGACGAUGAAGAGGAUGAAGAGAAGGCAACUGUCGAAAUGGCAGACGAUGAGGACAAAACAAGAAAGAAGUUUAAAGAUGACGAACAGACAAGAGAUGAUCUGGAUGACAUCCAAAGUUCUAGAGAAACAUGGUUGGAAGACAAGGUUGCUCAGCUGGAAGAGGAACUACGUGAUUUACAUAGCAUUCGUCAGAAGCAACAUAAGUUGGAAGAUCAGGUGGCUGAGCUGAAAGAAGCUAACGAAAAGUUGUUGAAGGAAAAGAAAGCACUAGCUCUGGAGCUAUCUGAAGUGACAAUGAAGAGUCGAACACAAGUGGCAGAGAUAGGUGAACUAAAGGAGAAAAUUACCAAGUUGGAAUCUCAGAAGAAGAAAGAAUCAACGCCUGUAUCUGCUGAAACAGUAUCUGCUCGCAAAGUUUCAGAUGUCAAAACUGAGCCUUCAGAAAUGAGGAAACGAUCUGUGGAGAGAGUAGUGAAGAGACUGGCAUCGAAAGACAGUUCUAUCUUACAGAAAGCAGAAAAGACGCCAAGAAAGGAAAAGUCUGGCUCUCCUGCGAUUCGCCGUGGUAAACCUGAGUCACCUGUAUUGAAAAGGAAAAAUGAAAGAUUGCCAUCUCCUACUAAAACAGAAGCUCCAGUGUCUGCUGCUAAGCAGGCUGUGUCACCAUCUGGUCCAAAGCCAGAAGUUGCAUCACAGAAGCCACGAUUUUUUAGAUCAAAACUCAGCGGAAGUAAAAUCAAAGCUGAUGAAGAUAGUAAGCCAACUGACAAACCAGAGCCAAAGAGAGAAACUGUUCAGCUACGAGAGAAGAAAAGGUCAACACCAGAGCGAAGUAGUUCAGUCGAAGACAAAUCAGAAGAGCAGGAGUUAUUCUCACCAACUGAGGAAGACGAUUUUACAAGACCUCGAGUUGGAACUGCAAAGCGCAUGUCUGCAUUAUGGGAGGAAAAAGCAGGAAGUCAGCGUUCUCAGACAAUGAGUGAUGUUCGUAGUUCAUCUCAUGAAAUUUCGCCUCUUGAAGACCUUGGCCAUGUUGAACCCAAGGAACCCGAGUGGAAGCGUAAUGUUGCCAAACAGCGAGCCGCUCAGCUAGCUGGAAGGCAGGACUCUGACAGCAGUGAAAUUCCAAAGAGGACACCACCUGCUUCUGAAGAGCCUUCUUCACAGACUGCCGAAGAACAGAACACAGUUGAAACAACUUCUGAAGAUGAGGAUUCUUUACCCGAGUGGAAGAAAGAACUCGCUGGUAGAAGAGCCGUUCUUCGAAAGACAUUUGAAGAGACAGAGAAGUCAACGACUCAGGUUGAACCCAAUAAAGUGAAUGGAGGAAGCGAAGACGGCAGUAGUCGCAAGAGAGUGACCACAACAGGUGGUGUUUUUCUGUCUACAGCUCAAACCAAGUGUCAAGUUUGUGAGAAGACUGUGUAUCACAUGGAGAAGAUUGAGGUGGACGGGAAGUUGUUCCACAAGUCCUGCUUCAGGUGCAAAGAGUGCAAGAAAAUGCUGAGUGCUGGCACUUAUGCAUCUCUUCAUGGCCAAAUCUUCUGUAAACCACAUUUUAAGCAGCUGUUCAAGUUGAAAGGCAACUACGACGAAGGGUUUGGUCGUGAGCAGCACAAGACAAAGUGGACAAGCUGAUUGCGACAGUAUGUCAACGAUUCCUCAACAUAUUUGAUUGACUGUUUGAACGCUUUUAAUGAAUGUUUGUCUUAUUAAAUGUUAUGGUUUUUGGAAGGUAAUGUAUAGUAUUGCAUUCUAUCGCUCUCGUCUAGUGCCAGAUGGCAUGAGAGUAUUGAGGAACUAAGUGACGUUUAGCUGGCACUGUUGCAAUUGGUUGGUAGGCAUGACUGGUUACUGGUAGAUGAAGGAACUAGCAAUUGAACGCUCACUGAAAUAGAAAUGUCAUUGAUUUAGUAAUCAA
This is a messenger RNA of Corticium candelabrum, 3149 nucleotides long. Its product is annotated as trichohyalin-like. The transcript is spliced from 18 exons. Gene Ontology annotation, cellular component: actin cytoskeleton; plasma membrane. Bases 80 to 2866 code for a protein of 928 amino acids. The record is from RefSeq and is a predicted model, not a curated record. Gene Ontology annotation, biological process: actin filament bundle assembly. NCBI's taxonomy places the organism in Eukaryota, Metazoa, Porifera, Homoscleromorpha, Homosclerophorida, Plakinidae. Gene Ontology annotation, molecular function: actin filament binding.